UAUUUAUCCACUUUUUCCCCAUAAAAAAGGCUCAAUUUCUUCAUCUUCUUCUUCAUCGUCAUCCUUCUGUAAAUGGCAAGAUCUCUCUCCCAAACCCUAACCCUAACUCGUCACCUUUCCCCCAAAUCCCCUCAGCCAUCGUGUUCCUCCAUCCUCCUCGCUCAUCGCACCCAAUCCAGUCUGCCCUCUCACACCAACGAUCUCGCCGAUCUAACCGACGCCGCAUCUUCUUCCUCCGAUCCCCUUCUCCGGAAGCUCGAAGACGCCAUCCACCGUAUUAUCGUGCGCCGAUCCGCCCCCGAUUGGCUCCCCUUCGUUCCCGGAUCAUCGUACUGGGUCCCUCCCCCGCUCUCCCGUAACUACGGCCUCACCCAGCUGGUUGAGAAGCUAGCUAAUCCCUUGACCGAGGAGGAGUCCAUGUCCACCACCACUGUUAGGGGUUGGCCUUCUUCGGAUUAUUUCAUUCAAGGUGCAUCCCCUCAUCAGAUAGAGUCAGUAGAGGAAAAUUCCAAUAAACUUUCUAAAUCAGAGAACGAUUAAUAAGGAUAUGAGCCUUGUCUUUCCUAAACUUGGCAUCUGGGGCUUAUCCAGACAGACAGAUUUGUAAAUUAAUGUAGAACAAGGCUAAGAAAAGAAGAAAGAAAAAAGAGAAUCUAAAGAUCCGUUUUUGAGAUGAGGGAAUUUUCAAUCAAAAGGAUCUAUCUGUACAGAUGCAACCUGGUCGGUUAAGCAUGAAUAAUAAUGGUUUUUAUUUGAAUGUAUUUUAUGCUUUUAUAAAAAAUAAAAAAAAUAGUGAGCCAAGAAAAUGUUUGCUUUCAGUUAUAUAUUUUUAUAUGUAUUAUUAUAAACUCUUCCCCUUUAAGGUUGAUUCUUAUAUAUAAUUUUUCAGUCCGCCCUA
Molecule: messenger RNA, 898 nt
Organism: Humulus lupulus (European hop)
Lineage: Eukaryota; Viridiplantae; Streptophyta; Magnoliopsida; Rosales; Cannabaceae
Exons: 3
Coding region: 73-540 (155 amino acids)
Source: RefSeq, a predicted model, not a curated record